AUAAAGUCACAGAUAGGUUAGAGAACAAUGCUUCAAACUACAAAUAUGGAAAAACUCCAGAUGAUUCAACUGGAUCUGGACCCAACAGAACCACCAGAACAUAAAGUCUCAGAGUUCAAACAGGAACUUUGUUUGUUUCUCCCAGUCGGUCGGUGAACGUCAGAACCGAUCAAAGUCCAACUUUUAUCGUCUCAAAGGUUCUGAUCAGCGAGUCGUCGGGUUAAAUCACAGCAGAAAAUAUCUGAGGUCCAGACGGGUUCUGUUGGACCGAACAGAAGGUUCUAUUGGACCGAACAGAAACAGAAGGUUCUAUUGGACCGAACAGAAGGUUCUGUUGGACCGAGCAGGAACAGAAGGUUCUGUUGGACCGAGCAGAAGGUUCUGUUGAUCGGUUUAAGUAACCAGGAUGCGGUACUGCAGCACCCGGGGCGGGGUCCGGGACCGGGACUUCAGGGAGGUUCUGUUCUCCGGAUUCGCUCCAGAUGGAGGGAUGUUCAUGCCGGAGACGCUGCCUGCAGUGAGUCCAGAGACGCUGCGCAGCUGGAAGGGGCAGCGGUACCAAAGGCUGGUUCUGGAGGUCGCUUCCCUGUUCAUCCCAGAGGAGCUGAUCCCCAGAGACGACCUGGAGGGUCUUGUAGCUGAAGCUCUCUCUGGGUUCUCGGUUCCCGACUCGGUCCGGAUCGUCCGGCUGAAGGACGGUUUGUCGGUUCUGGAACUUUUCCAUGGAGAAACGUUGGCGUUCAAAGAUCUGGCCAUGAGCUGCACCGUCCACUUCCUCAACUACUUCCUGCGGAGAGACGGCAGCCGAGCCGUCGUCCUGGUUGGAACAUCAGGAGACACCGGCGGUUCGGCCGUCCGCAGCGCCCGGUCUCUGCCGGGUCUGGAUGUUCUGGUGGUUUUCCCUCGGGGUCGGAUCACGGCGGUCCAGGAGAAACACAUGACGACCUGCCUGGAGGACAACGUCCACGUGUUCGCAGCCGACGGCAGCUCAGACGACAUCGACCGGCCCCUCCGCCGCCUGUUCGCCGAUCAGAACCUGGUCCGGACCCACGGCCUGAUGAGCCUCAACUCUGUCAACUGGUCCAGAGUCAUGAUCCAGGUGGCGCACUUCUUCUACGCCUACCUGGAGCUGAGCGGCCUGGGGGCGGAGCCUGGACCGGGGGCGGAGCCUAACCUGGGGGCGGAGCCUGGACCCGAGCCUGGAGCGCUGCCGGAGCUGGAGGUGGUGGUUCCGACCGGAGGAGCCGGGAACAUCACAGCUGCCUACAUCGCGGUGCGGAUGGGCCUGCCGCUGAAGCUGGUUGCCAUGGUGAACGCUAACGACAUCGUGCAUCGGACGGUAACCAGCGGCGAUUUCUCCAUGGCGACCAGCGUCACCCAGACUCUGGCUCCGGCCAUCGACAUUCAGGACCCGUACAACAUGGAGCGGGUUUUCUGGCUGCUGCUGGACCGGGACGGCGCCGUGGUGAAAACCAUGAUGGAGGAGUUCCAGCGUUCCCAUCGACUCAGGCUGCCAGAGAACCAGCGCAGACUGCUGGCCGAGGUUCUGGUGACCGGCGCCGUGAGCGACCUGGGAAUCCUGGAGACCAUGAGGCGGUGCUGGGAGCAGAACCAGUACCUGCUGUGUCCUCACACGGCCGUGGCCGUCUGGCACCACUACCACAGAACCCACCGGGCCAGCAGAAACAGAUGCUACGUCGCUACGGCGUCUCCAGCGAAGUUCCAGGCGGCGGUGGAGAAGGCUGGCCUGACCUUUGACCCCCCUGAGGCCGUGCUAGCUUUGGACCAGUUACCCACCCGGUACCAGAACCUGGAGAGGAGCGCGGACUGGUGCGAGGACUGGGAGGAGCGUCUGAGGGACUGGAUCCAGUUUGUGAGCAGAACCAGGAAGAAGGGAGGAGUUUGUUACCCUGAGAGUCCAUAGAGACGUUUAUGGACGACUUCCUGUCCCUCAGAGGACUUUGUCCUGAAGACGUCCUGGAGCUGUGAUGUCAUCAAUCACCUGAUCAGCAAACCGUUUCUAAAACUAACCUGAAAUGUUAUUAAAACUAAUUUACACAAA
This is a messenger RNA of Xiphophorus couchianus (Monterrey platyfish), 2062 nucleotides long. RefSeq names its product threonine synthase-like 2 (gene thnsl2). The record is from RefSeq and is a predicted model, not a curated record. Gene Ontology annotation, biological process: 2-oxobutyrate biosynthetic process; dephosphorylation. Gene Ontology annotation, molecular function: pyridoxal phosphate binding. The transcript has 9 exons. Bases 407 to 1924 code for a protein of 505 amino acids. NCBI's taxonomy places the organism in Eukaryota, Metazoa, Chordata, Actinopteri, Cyprinodontiformes, Poeciliidae.